AUGGCUCUUCUUCCAUCUUCUUCUUCUUCUUCUUCUUAUUUCCACAAAACUAUCUACCAUACCUCAUCCAAACUCUUUCAUCCCUACCUUCAUCUUCCUCGAUUCAACCCCAUCACUCUUACUUCACCUUCUUUCAAUCCACUGACUCACUCAAAGCAGCACCUAAACCUCAAAACCAGCUACUCCAACCUCUUUCUUGUUUCAUACAGGUAUUUCACAAAAGAAGAAGAGGAUGAAGAAGAGCACAGCUUUGAUGAAGCAGUGACUCUAUUUAAUGGUGGAGAGUACUACAAAUGUCAUGACUACCUUGAAUCCCUUUGGCACAAUGCUCAAGAUCCCUCAAGAACAUUAAUUCAUGGCAUUUUGCAAUGUGCUGUUGGGUUUCAUCACCUCUUCAAUCAGAACCAUAAAGGUGCGAUGAUGGAGCUGGGAGAGGGACUAUGUAAACUGAGAAAGAUGGAAUUCUCUAAUGGACCGUUUCUUAUGUUUGAGAAAGAUAUUUCAGAAGUUUUGGAAUUUAUCUACAAGACACAGAUAGAGUUAGCUGCGUGUAGUGAUGAUAUUUGUGUUGCAAUGGAUCAAUCGGAAAGAUCGUACCAACUUAUGGGAGAAUAUGCUGCAGGGAAACGUGUAUAUGAUCUAGAACUCGGUCGUGAUGCAUCGGUGUACAUUGUGUUAUGUUCUCAAGGGUCUAAUGGCGCCACUGAAGUUCCAAGGGUAAAGCUUCCCAGGCUUAAUGCUACCUCAGAACAUCUUAUAGCCUAUGAAUACAAGCCACCAGGGCAAUGA
This is a messenger RNA of Vicia faba (fava bean), 789 nucleotides long. Lineage: Eukaryota; Viridiplantae; Streptophyta; Magnoliopsida; Fabales; Fabaceae. The record is from the annotation of a GenBank genome assembly.